AUGUUAUCCAAUUCCGACAUCGCAGAUCUAAGCAGCAUCUUUUAUCUCGGCUCCGGCCCUAGCGAGAAUCCCAUGUUCCACUACGUGCUCCCUCUUAUAUCCACCAUUCCCCCAAUUCGCUUCGCUCUCGCUGGUUCAGCAUCAUGUCACGUCGCAGCUCGAACCUCAGACGAAGCGCUUGAGCGAAAGAGUCUACGGUUGAGAGUUCAUGCUACAUGUUUGUUACGAGAGAUGUUGGAGAAUCCGGGUAGUGUAAACGAUCAGAGUGUUUUGGCCAGUAUUCUUAUGCUUGCGCAACUUGAUAGGCCGCCAAACCUGAUAAUCGCUGAGGUCAAGAGGAUUAUCAGUCGCCUUUCGAGUAACGGGCAGCGACAAUGGAGUUACGAUGUGUUCCCCUGUCCAAUCGAUCUCUUCGAGAUCAUCACCGAAGUUGUUUUCCUAUUCAAAAGUCUGCCUGAGGAGUCAAAGCUGCAAAUUAAAGAUUUAGAAACACGACUGAACGAGUGGAAGCCUCCGCUCAUGACUGGCGCACGAAAGCACAUGGUCGAAAUCUGGAAGCUGGGCAUCAAAGCCUACCUCCAUCGUCUCUUCCCUGACACCGAAAGCAAAGAGUCUUUGUCUGAUCAAGUCUUGGGUCUUGCGGAAGUCAUACCGCCAGCAUCAUCAUGGAGCUAUGCCUUGCUAUGGCCCAUUUUCCAAGUUGCAGUGACUUGGGGCGAUGGGGACGUUAAGGAAAAGAAUAUGAUCCGGCACCGUCUCAGUAUUGCACUUGAGACUAUUGGGUGCCGACACCAUAGUAAUGCGCUUGAGGUGUUGGAAGUUGUUUGGGCAAAAAGAGAAGAGUUCGAUCGUUUUAGCAUCAGUAUACCUGGUAGGACUAUCAUGCUAGUUUGA
This is a messenger RNA of Fusarium coffeatum, 894 nucleotides long. RefSeq lists its product as uncharacterized. Gene Ontology annotation, cellular component: nucleus. The transcript has 3 exons. The record is from RefSeq and is a predicted model, not a curated record. Gene Ontology annotation, biological process: positive regulation of transcription by RNA polymerase II. Lineage: Eukaryota; Fungi; Ascomycota; Sordariomycetes; Hypocreales; Nectriaceae. Bases 1 to 894 code for a protein of 297 amino acids. Gene Ontology annotation, molecular function: DNA-binding transcription factor activity; transcription cis-regulatory region binding.